AUGGAGACAGACCAAACACAGAAAAGGGAGUAUGAGCCAAGCAUGCCCCAGCAAAACAAGCCUGGAUUUGCUGGGUGCUCACAGCCUAGGGGUAAGGUAGGUCCAGACCCGCCCCUUCUCAGCUUCCUAUAAGAACAGCUGGGGACCCAGGCCUGCAGGGUCACUCAUCCAUCCAUCAUGAAGCCUUCCAUGAAACCUGAGACCUUCCUGCUGGCCUCCACGCUGCUCUGCACCCUCCUGGGUCUGGGGUACCCACUGAGCUGUGAGGUGUGUGUCGGUGACAGUCCCAAUUGCAGAGGAAAACUGCAGACUUGCGCCCCAGAUGAGGACUCCUGCAUAGUUGUCCAGACUGAGACCAACAGAAAGGCCACCUUGGCGGUGACCAGCUACAAGGGGUGUGCGAAAUCCAGCCAGUGUGAGUCCGGAUUCUUCGGCAUCACCAUGAACCCUGAGAACUACAUGGGCUCCAAGAGGCGCUGCUGCCAGAAGGAUGGCUGCAACCAGGACCCCCUGCCCGCGUUCGUGAGAAACCAUACAGAGAAUGGCCUUCGGUGUCCUUCCUGCAUCGCUGCCUUUACGGAAACAUGCACUGCGACUGCGGAAGCGCUCUGCGUUGGCGAGGAAACCCACUGUGUCGCCGUGUCUGGCCUCGUGCGGCCUGCAGGUGACAAAUUUGCCGUCCAGGGCUGUGGUACCAAGACCGCCUGCCACACCAAGCCCGGGACCCUGGUGCCCUCAGGCGCUCGUUUGUUCACCAUCAACAAGACCAGCUGUCUUUGAAGCCCCCAGGCUUCUGCCAAGGCUGAGUGAAGAACUGAGGCCCAUGCGUUGUUUGGCCUCCAUUCCUUCUCAGCUACGGUUCUAGAAAUUCCUACGGUUCCCAUGUGUCUAUAAACUAAACAAGUUAACAGAACAA
Messenger RNA from Bubalus bubalis (water buffalo), 916 nucleotides. Its product is annotated as phospholipase A2 inhibitor and Ly6/PLAUR domain-containing protein-like. The transcript has 6 exons. Gene Ontology annotation, molecular function: phospholipase inhibitor activity. The record is from RefSeq and is a predicted model, not a curated record. The coding region runs from base 178 to 780 and encodes 200 amino acids. NCBI's taxonomy places the organism in Eukaryota, Metazoa, Chordata, Mammalia, Artiodactyla, Bovidae. Gene Ontology annotation, cellular component: extracellular region.